AUGAGUCAAGAAAACAAGGUACCAGAUAAAUUCCAAGGUUUUGCCGUUGACAAGAAGGAAAACUGGAAUAAACCAAAAUUGGUUUCUUAUGAUCGAAAAAAGAUCAAUCCAUACGACGUUGUAUUGAAAAACGAAGCAUGUGGUUUGUGUCACUCGGAUAUCCAUACCGUUAAAGCAAACUGGUCACCUUUACAAAGAGACGACUUGGUUGUUGGACAUGAAAUUGUAGGUGAAGUUAUUGCUGUUGGCGACAAGGUCACCGAAUUUAAAGUUGGUGAUCGUGCUGGAAUUGGUGCAAACUCAUCUUCUUGUCGUGAAUGUAACAGAUGCAAGAAUGACAAUGAACAAUAUUGCAAAAAGGCAGCUGGAACAUACAACACCCCAGAUGUCAGGUCUGACAACUAUAUCACUCAAGGUGGAUAUUCCUCUCACUCAAUUGCCGACGAGCAAUUUGUGUUUGCAAUCCCCAAAGAGUUGAAAUCUGUACAUGCCGCUCCAUUGUUUUGUGCAGGUCUUACCACAUUUUCCCCCUUGGUUCGUAACUUGGGCUUGGAUGCCAAAGGCAAAAAUGUUGGUGUUAUUGGUAUUGGUGGAUUGGGACAUUUGGCACUACAAUUUGCUAAUGCCUUGGGCGCAAAUGUAGUUGCAUUCUCAAGAUCAUCAGCUAAAAAGGAACAAGCUUUAAAAUUGGGAGCUCAUGAAUUCAUUGCUACUGGUGAAGACAAAAAAUGGCAUGAAAACUAUGACGAUUACUUUGACUUUAUUUUGAAUUGUGCAAGUAACAUUGAAGGAUUGGAUUUGGAGCAAUACUUGUCGGUUUUGAAAGUUAACAAGAAUUUUGUUUCUGUUGGUUUACCUCCACUGGAUGAAAAACUCAGUGUGACUCCAUUUACCUUUUUGAGCCAAGGUGCAAAUAUCGGUUCCUCUUUAUUGGGAUCCAAGGUUGAAGUAAACAAGAUGUUGCAAUUGGCAGUUGAACACGAUAUUAAGCCAAUGAUUGAAGAAGUACCAAUAAGCGAGGAAAACUGCUCCAAGGCUUUGAACAGAUGCGAUGAUGAUUAUGGGGAAGACAUGGAGCAACAGCAGCAGCAGCAGCAACAGCAACAGCAACAGCAGCAACAGCAACAGCAACAGCAGCAACAGCAACAGCAGCAGCAACAGCAGCAUUUACACAUAGAUUUAGCUUAUAGACAUCUACUUUUUUGUUGA
Messenger RNA from Lodderomyces oxycetoniae, 1209 nucleotides. Its product is annotated as NADP-dependent alcohol dehydrogenase. Gene Ontology annotation, molecular function: alcohol dehydrogenase (NADP+) activity; zinc ion binding. The transcript has 2 exons. Lineage: Eukaryota; Fungi; Ascomycota; Pichiomycetes; Serinales; Debaryomycetaceae. Bases 1 to 1209 code for a protein of 402 amino acids. The record is from RefSeq and is a predicted model, not a curated record. Gene Ontology annotation, biological process: alcohol metabolic process.